AUGAUGAAAAUACCAAACCUUCUUCUUAUGGUUAUCUCCAAUAACACUACAUUAUUCUUCAUUAUAUUGACAAUCUUCAUUUCUAUUAUUCUUAAGAAAUGGAAUACUAGUGUAAGAAAUUACAAUAAACCAUUUCCUCCAGGUCCAAAAUCAUGGCCUAUAAUUGGAUGUCUUCCUCAAAUAUUUCUAAAAAAUAAGCAUGCUUUAAUUAAUCGAAUACACAGAAUUAUGGAGGAAAUGAACACUGAAAUCGCUUGCAUUCGUGUUGGUAAUUAUCAUGUUAUUCCUGUAACUUCUCCUGAACUUGCUUGUGAGUUCUUGAAGAGUCAAGACUCCGUUUUCUCAUCUAGGCCUAUUUGUAUGUCCGCGAACCUUAUUAGCAAUAACUAUAUAGCUUCUGUUUUCCUCCCCAUUGGUGAUCAAUGGAUGAAAAUGAGAAGGAUUCUUGCUUCUCAUGUGCUAUCACCAACAACAUUUCAAUGGCUGAGUUGUAAAAGGGAUGAAGAGGCUGACAACCUUCUUCGAUUCGUUUACAAUAAUCAAUGUAUUAGUAUUAAUUUGAGGAAAGUCACAAGAUGUUAUUGUGGAAAUGUAAUUAGGAAUAUGAUUUUUAGUAAGAAGUCAUCAUUUGGAAGUACUAUAGAAGAAGAGGAGCAAGUUGAUGCACUUUUUACACUUCUUGAAUAUCUUCAUUCUUUUGGUGUAUCAGAUUAUUUACCAUGGUUAAGUGUAUUUGAUUUGGAUGGUCACAAGGCAAUUAUCAAGAAAGCAUAUGCUAAAGCAACAAAAUAUAUUGAUAUUGAAGUUGAUAAGAGGAUACAAAUAUGGAAAGAUGGCAACAAAACUUUGGAAGAGGACAUUCUUGAUGUUCUUAUUAUGCUCAAAGAUACAAAUGGAAAUCCAUUGAUGAAUGUUAAAGAGAUUAAGGCACAAGUUCUUGAACUCAUGUUGGCAUCAGUGGAUAAUCCCUCAAAUGCAGUUGAAUGGACACUAGCAGAAAUGUUAAAUCAACCAAAGUUAAUGCAAAAGGCUAUAGAAGAACUCAACACUGUUGUUGGGAUCAAUAGAUGGGUUCAAGAAUCAGACUUGUCAAGGCUAAAUUAUGUCAAGGCUUGCAUAAAAGAGGCAUUUCGACUCCACCCCUUUAUGGCUUUUAAUGUUCCUCACGUGUCUGUCUCUGAUACCAUUGUUGGUGAAAAGUACUUCAUCCCUAAAUGGAGUAUAGUGAUAUUAAGUCGCCUUGGACUUGGACGGAAUUCUAGAGUUUGGGAGGAACCAUUAAAGUUUAAGCCGGAGCGUCAUCUCAAAAUGGAAGAUGAUGGUGAAGUAGUUCUCACUGAUUCAAACUUACGUUUGUUAUCUUUUAGUAUUGGAAGACGAGGUUGUCCAGCAGUGAAACUUGGUUCAACAAUUACUACAAUGUUACUUGCUAGGCUUCUUCAAGGAUUUACUUGGGAUUUACCAUCAAAUUCACCAUGCAAUGAUUUAAUUGAGUCAUCUAAAAUUAAUCAUUUUUCUACCUUACCACUUCUUGCUCAGGCAAAACCAAGAUUAGCUAACGCCAUGUAUAUUUAAGCACUAUUAAAAAAAAAAGUGUGAAUUACAUGUGGACUUUUCUAUAGAUUAGUAUUAAGAUAUACAGGAAACUUAUUUUCUCGUGAACUCAUACUAAUUCCCAGAAAAAUCCUCAUGUAAUUUACACUUUUCUUGUAGCGAAGUUUCAAUAUUUUUGUAUUCAUCUAAGUCUUUGUGUAAAAUUGGU
Messenger RNA from Solanum pennellii, 1762 nucleotides. Its product is annotated as isoleucine N-monooxygenase 1-like. The record is from RefSeq and is a predicted model, not a curated record. Gene Ontology annotation, molecular function: heme binding; monooxygenase activity; iron ion binding. Lineage: Eukaryota; Viridiplantae; Streptophyta; Magnoliopsida; Solanales; Solanaceae. The transcript has 2 exons. The coding region runs from base 1 to 1575 and encodes 524 amino acids.